Molecule: messenger RNA, 1269 nt
Organism: Apaloderma vittatum (bar-tailed trogon)
Lineage: Eukaryota; Metazoa; Chordata; Aves; Trogoniformes; Trogonidae
Gene: MKNK1
Product: MAP kinase interacting serine/threonine kinase 1
Exons: 11
Biological process (GO): peptidyl-serine phosphorylation; protein autophosphorylation; intracellular signal transduction
Cellular component (GO): cytoplasm; nucleus
Molecular function (GO): ATP binding; calmodulin binding; calcium/calmodulin-dependent protein kinase activity
Source: RefSeq, a predicted model, not a curated record
UGCCACGCAGAGAUGGUCAGCAGUCAGCCUCUCCCCAUAGCAGACAGCGGAAAAAGGAAAAAGAAGAAAAGAACCAGAGCCACAGAUCACGUCCCUGGGAAGUUUGAAGACUUGUACAAGCUGACUGCUGAGCUUCUUGGUGAGGGCGCAUAUGCCAAAGUUCAGGGCGCUGUCAGCCUCCAAACUGGGAAAGAAUAUGCGGUAAAACUCUAACUCUUUCCACCGAUAAUUGAAAAAGAUGCUGGGCAUAGUCGGAGUCGGGUUUUUCGUGAAAUAGAAACGCUGUACCAGUGUCAGGGCAACAAGAACAUUUUGGAGUUAAUAGAAUUUUUUGAAGAUGAUACAAGAUACUACCUUGUCUUUGAGAAGCUGCGAGGAGGUUCGAUCCUGGCCCAUAUACAAAAACAGAAGCACUUCAAUGAGCGAGAAGCUAGUAAAGUGGUGAGAGAUAUUGCUUCUGCUCUAGAUUUUCUUCAUACAAAAGGUAUUGCUCACAGGGACUUGAAGCCUGAAAACAUCCUGUGUGAAUCUCCAGAAAAGAUAUCACCAGUAAAAAUAUGUGACUUUGAUCUUGGUAGUGGGGUGAAGCUGAACAGUGCGUGCACUCCAAUAACGACUCCUGAAUUAACAACGCCGUGUGGAUCUGCAGAAUACAUGGCACCUGAAGUGGUCGAAGUCUUCACUGAGGAGGCCACAUUCUAUGAUAAGCGAUGUGAUCUGUGGAGCCUGGGAGUGAUUCUUUACAUCAUGCUCAGUGGUUACCCUCCUUUUGUGGGCAACUGCGGUACAGACUGUGGCUGGGACAGAGGAGAAGUCUGCAGAGUUUGCCAGAACAAGCUUUUUGAGAGCAUUCAGGAAGGCAAGUAUGAAUUUCCUGACAAGGACUGGUCGCAUAUAUCCUCUGAGGCCAAAGAUCUCAUCUCAAAGUUGCUGGUUCGUGAUGCCAAAGAACGACUUAGCGCUGCUCAAGUUUUGCAGCAUUCAUGGGUUCAAGGACAGGCUCCUGAACGGGGAUUACCUACCCCUCAAGUUCUUCAAAGGAACAGCAGCACGAAAGACCUGACACUUUUUGCUGCUGAAGCUAUAGCCCUUAACCGUCAGUUGUCUCAGCACGAGAACGAGCUCAGCGCAGAGCAGGAGAACGUUGCCCGUGCCGUGUGCUCCAUGAAGCUUUCCCCUCCGUCCAAGUCUCGCCUUGCCAAGCGCAGAGCAAUGACACACGCCACCAAAAACAGCGACUUUCAGCCAGUUCCCCAUAAAGCCUUUUAA